GGGAAUGGCAGAAUCCAUUUUCUGGAGAAUUGGCUACUGCAAAUCAAUCAAAUAAGUAUAAAGGGUAAAACAACGAGAGAGAGAAGAAAAAGGGAACGAAGGAAGAUGAGUUUGAGGUGGUUAGAAGCUGUUCUUCCACUAGGAAUCAUAGCUGGUUUUCUUUGCGUUAUGGGUAAUGCUCAGUAUUUCAUCCACAAAGCUGCUCAUGGCAGGCCGAAGCACAUUGGGAAUGACAUGUGGGAUGUAGCAAUGGAAAGGAGGGACAAGAAAAUGAUGGAGAUGCUUGCUUCUCCUUCUUCUUCUUCGUCUUAGGCGUUGUAUGGAAGGAAACCUGCGUUUGGGAAUAAAAUGGUCUUUUGAGGCUCGAGAUCAUGUGCAAAGUACUUUAGAGUAUCGUCGUUCUUCCUUCUCCUGUUGCUGGUUUUCCAUAGCCUAUGAGCUUUAUAACAAUGAGACAUUUGUGAAAUGCUUCUUUGUUGAAUCUGGUGCAGUUAUUGGUUUCUGUUUUAACUUUUGUGGAAUUUUCAAUUCAUUGACUCUCUACUUGAAAAGAGACUGGAAUUUCUCUCUA
Messenger RNA from Solanum tuberosum (potato), 571 nucleotides. Its product is annotated as NADH dehydrogenase [ubiquinone] 1 alpha subcomplex subunit 1. The coding region runs from base 106 to 312 and encodes 68 amino acids. Lineage: Eukaryota; Viridiplantae; Streptophyta; Magnoliopsida; Solanales; Solanaceae. The transcript is spliced from 3 exons. The record is from RefSeq and is a predicted model, not a curated record. Gene Ontology annotation, cellular component: respiratory chain complex I.